Messenger RNA from Glycine soja, 1462 nucleotides. RefSeq names its product E3 ubiquitin-protein ligase BAH1-like. The record is from RefSeq and is a predicted model, not a curated record. Lineage: Eukaryota; Viridiplantae; Streptophyta; Magnoliopsida; Fabales; Fabaceae. The coding region runs from base 136 to 1110 and encodes 324 amino acids. The transcript has 6 exons.
UAAGGAGACACCACAAACACAAGCCAAGUUUCGAUCCUAAACCUUAAACCGAUUCACAUUAUUCUUUCUCAGACUCCUUCACUCUGUGUUGUCGUUUCUGUUUCUUCAGCAAUUCUUCUCAUCGUAGGGGAAAACAUGAAGUUCUGCAAAAAGUAUCAGGAAUACAUGCAAGGCCAGGAGAAGAAACUUCCAUGUGUAGGAUUCAAGAAGCUCAAGAAGAUUCUGAAGAAGUGCAGGAGAAACUCUUCAUCCCUGAAACCCCUUAAUGCAUCCCUUGCCGCCAAAACCUGCCCCGACCAUUGCCCAGUGUGCGAUGGGACCUUCUUCCCUUCCCUUCUCAAUGAAAUGUCAGAUAUAGUGGGGUGCUUUAAUCAGCGGGCGCAGAAAUUGUUGGAGCUACAUCUCGCUUCUGGGGUCAGAAAGUACUUCUUCUGGAUCAAAGGCAAAUUACAAGGGAACCAUACUGCACUGAUUCAAGAGGGCAAAGAUCUUGUUACUUAUGCACUCAUAAAUGCCAUUGCAAUUCGAAAAAUACUAAAGAAAUAUGAUAAGAUUCAUUAUUCCAAGCAAGGGCAAUUGUUCAAGUCACAAGUCCAGAGUAUGCACAAGGAGAUUCUUCAAAGUCCCUGGCUUUGUGAGCUUAUGGCCUUCCACAUCAAUUUAAGGGAAACUAAGGUCAAGUCAAGGAAGGCACAUGCUUUGUUCGAUGGAUGUUCUCUCACAUUCAAGGAUGGGAAACCGUCACUUACUUGUGAGCUCUUUGAUUCUAUCAAAGUUGACAUUGACUUGACUUGUUCUAUAUGCUUGGACACAGUGUUUGAUCCAGUUUCUCUGACUUGUGGCCAUAUAUUCUGCUAUAUUUGUGCAUGCUCGGCUGCAUCGGUAUCUAUUGUCAAUGGACUUAAGUCUGCAGAUCCUAAAAUGAAAUGUCCUCUAUGUCGUGAGGGUGCAGUUUAUGAAGGUGCUGUGCGCUUGGAAGAACUAAAUAUUCUGUUAAGCCGAAGUUGUCAGGAAUACUGGGAGCAGAGGCUUCAGACAGAGAGGGUGGAGAGGGUUAAGCAAAUAAAGGAACACUGGGAUUCACAGUGUAGGGCAUUCGUGGGCGUCUAAGUACAGCAUGCAAUUUUCUUAGUUUCUUUUGUAGUGUAUAAGGUUUGUAGUUUUGGCUGAAAUGUGAAUAUGCAUCUGUUUAAUUGUUGUUGUGUAUGUAACAUUUUGAAUAAGGCGAAGCCGCUUUUAAACUCUUUGGAAGUUUUCUAGUGACAAUGUUAUUACUUCUUUCCUGAUUUAUGAAGGGAUUCUAAUUCUAUUUUAGACUAAACGGCUUAUCUGGGGUUGUCUAUAGUUGUCUAUUCCAGUGCUGCAGCAUGCCAUUUGAGGCAGAAGCAAGGAAGAUGAUGAUGCUUCCUCCAAACUGAGGUUGGGCGCAAACACAGCUCUAGAAGAUUGUCUAACUAACAAA